AUGGGACCUUCUUUUGCUGCACAAGCGUUCAAAAAACUGUACGAUGACAAAGCGGAUCGUUACGAAGUCAUUUUAUAUGGUUCUCUGGCUGCUACGGGAAAGGGACAUAUGACCGACGUGGCCAUUGAGAACGAGUUGAAGCCCAAAAAAGUCACAUUCAUCUGGAAGGCUAAUGAAACAUUAACCUUCCAUGUGAACGGUAUGACCCUCAAGGCCUUCCAAAACGACAAGGAGGUCGGUCAGGAAACCUACUACUCGGUUGGAGGCGGAGCGAUCAUUACCGAUUCCGAGUUGGGUAAGAUCGAAGGUCCCUACCGCAAGACCUUCGAUCCAGUGUACAAAUACUCCACGAUGAAGUCGGUCAUGCGCUGGUGCCGCAAGACGGGCUACAAGCUGAACGACUACGUCUACCAGAGCGAAGACGACGAGAUUCACUCCUAUCUUCUCGAGGUCUGGACCGCGAUGAAGCGCUGCGUGGAGAUCGGUCUGCAGGGCAAGGGCGUGCUCCCCGGCGGACUCAAUCUGCCCCGCAAGGCGCGUGACAUGUACCGCGCGGCGGAGCGCAGCAGCAAGUUCAUGAGCGAGAACGCGUAUCUCUUCGCGUACACGCUCGCCGUGUCGGAGAACAACGCGGGCGGGGAGACGGUGGUCACCGCUCCGACGUGCGGCGCGUGCGGCAUCGUCCCUGGACUGCUCUAUUACCUCCACAAGCACCAGCCCAGCAUCACCGACGAGGACUGCAUCGACGCUCUCGCCGUCGCUGGCGUCAUCGGCAAUCUCGCCAAGGUCAACGCGUCCAUUUCGGGAGCCGAAGCGGGCUGUCAGGCCGAGGUGGGCGUGGCCUGCGCGAUGGCCGCGGGCGCAGCGUGCUUUCUGAUGGGCGGAACGACGGAACAGAUCGAAUACGCGGCGGGAAUGGCGAUCGAACACAUGCUGGGAUUGACGUGCGAUCCGGUGAAGGGACUGGUGCAGGUGCCGUGCAUCGAGCGGAACGCGAUGGCGGCGGCGCGAGCGCUGGAGUGCGCGCAGUACGCGCUGAUGACGAACGCGUUCCACAUCAUCUCGCUGGAUGAAGUGCUGAUGACGAUGAUCAUGACCGGAGAGGACAUCGAGGACACGCUGCGCGAAACGUCGAGGGCGGGGCUGGCGCAGACGUACAAUCUGGACGAGCUGGCGAAGAAGCAGCGGUUCGCGGAGCUGAAGAGCCGGCUGACGGGGCUGCAGAGACAGUCGAGCAUCAGCAUGCAGUGGGGAGAGGAGCAGAACGAGAACGAGGGGAGCGAGGAGGAGGGGAAGCAGGGCGUGAUCGAUAUUCGAAGGAGUUCAAUUUCGGAUCUGUUCGGAUAAGCGGCCCGCCGCGUGAAUCAAAGAUCAAUCGAUCGAUGAAUGAAUGAAUGAAUGAAUGAAUGAAUGAGUGGUAGUAGUAAUCCAUGAAAUCGUAAUAAAGUAAUCAGAAAGAAUGCGUGUCAUUUAUGAUGUCUG
Molecule: messenger RNA, 1482 nt
Organism: Blastocystis hominis
Lineage: Eukaryota; Bigyra; Opalinata; Blastocystidae
Exons: 2
Coding region: 1-1347 (448 amino acids)
Biological process (GO): gluconeogenesis
Molecular function (GO): L-serine ammonia-lyase activity; 4 iron, 4 sulfur cluster binding
Source: RefSeq, a predicted model, not a curated record